AAAGGCCCCAAGUUAAUGAGGCGUGCGCCGGCGGCGGAGUGCCUUUCGGAGCUGGGCUUUCCCCCGCGGCGCGGGCGCCAGGAGCCGCCUUUUCCGCUGGGUGUCACUCGGGGGUGGGGGGGAUGGCCCAUUCAAAAGCGCCGCGAGGGGGCCCGGCCAGAGCCCUUCAGUGAGCGCUCGCAAGAGGACGGCAGGGCCCCGGCGGCUCGCAGCUCCCGGACCUUGUGGCGGAUCAGGACGCGGCUACCCUGCUGCCCGGACCCCGAGGAACCGCCGCCGCCGCCGCUCUGCUUCCUGCGCGUUAGCCUCUUCUGCGCGCUCCGGGCAGGCGGCCGCGGGAGCCGUUGGGGCGAGGACGGCGCGCGGCUGCUGCUUCCCCCCGCGGCCCGGGCGGCUGGAAGAGGAGAGGCCGAGCCGAGGGGCGGCCCCCCCUAUGCCGGGAGGAUGUUGGAGAGCAGCGGCUGCAAGGCGCUGAAGGAGGGUGUGUUGGAGAAGCGCAGCGACGGGUUGCUGCAGCUCUGGAAGAAAAAGUGCUGUAUCCUCACUGAGGAGGGGCUGCUGCUCAUCCCGCCCAAACAGCUGCAACACCAGCAGCAGCAGCCCGGGCAGGGGCCGGUCGAGCCAUCCCAACCCGGAGGCCCCGCUGUGGGCAGCCUCGAGCCGCCCGUCAAGCUGAAGGAAUUGCACUUUUCCAACAUGAAGACCGUGGACUGCGUGGAGCGCAAAGGCAAGUAUAUGUACUUCACUGUGGUGAUGGCCGAGGGCAAGGAAAUCGACUUUCGGUGCCCGCAGGACCAGGGCUGGAACGCGGAGAUCACGCUGCAGAUGGUGCAGUACAAGAAUCGUCAGGCCAUCCUGGCGGUCAAGUCCACGCGGCAGAAGCAGCAGCACCUGGUCCAGCCGCCGCCGCCGCAGCCGCAGCUUCAGCCCCAGUCCCACCCCCAGGCCCCGCCGCAACCGCAGCCACAACCCAAGCCCCAGCCGCAGCCGCAGCCGCAGCCGCAGCCGCUCCAUCCGUAUCCGCAUCCGCACUUGCGUUCGCACCCACAUCCGCACCCGCACCCACUACCGCUCUCGCAGCCGCACGGCCACCGGCUUCUCCGUAGCACCUCCAACUCUGCCUGAAGAGGGCAGCACCCGGGCCAGACGAGGUUGUGAGGACUUGAGGAAGUGAGACGAGCACCUUUCUAUUGUCUUCACUUGGAUCGAAAACAAAACAGUCGCCCCGCCCGCACCAGACCAAGUAGUUUGGACAGAAUCCAACCGAUAACUUGGCGAUUCCUCCUCUUAGUUUUUCUGCAUACUCUUAAUCACAAUGCAGGAAAUGAUUUCGAGUCCAGAAGGCUUUAUUUAUGAACCUUUGAGAGGAUCUUCCAGUAUGGUGGACCUUUUAGGAGCGAUGAUGUACUGUAAUGUUAUUUUAAUGUAUUUUGAUUUAUGAUUAUUUAUUAGUUUUUUUUUAAAUGCUUGUUCUGAGACAUUUCUGAAUGUAGGCCAUUUUCCAAAAAAGAAACUUUAUUUUCAAAAACCUAUUCCCUAGUAAGUUCUAAUCUUGGGAAAGAAGAAAGUAAAAGGGCGGUGAAGGGGAACACAUCAAGAAUUCAUUUCCAGAAGGUCUGACACUUAAAUGUUAUACCAGGUGGUUGAAAUUAAACUCUGUGAUACUACGUGGAGUUUUCUUUCUUUUUUUUUUCUUUUGAGUUUGUUUUUCCUUCGACAUAUAUUUUGUGUAGAAUGUAAGUUUAAAGAAGCUAAAUGUUCAGAAUUGUGUAAUUAUAAAAAUCGAAUUGCUUUUUCUAAAAGGAAAUCAGUAGUAAUGAUAGCUGAUUCAAAAUAUUUCAAACAUAACCCAACUGAUGGCAAGAUGAUCAUAUCCUGAAUAUACAAGGAGGGCUGGGUCUGCUGUAGGAAAAGCCUUUCUUAGAUUUAUCUAUGUGUGAAGGGUUUAAUAAGGAGUUUUCUAUGAUUUCUGAGUAUGAAUGUAUUAGGUGUUUCAUUUCAAAAAACAUAGUGGGGGAAAAGAAUUUUUCUACUUGUUUGAGAGAACAUUUGUGCUCUUAUCCACAAUAGAGAUUACCCUUCUCCAAGAGCUUUGCACACUUGAUGUGAACCACAUUUUCUGGCCCUUUUACUUUGUUCUAGAAGCAUAUUCUAGAAUCUCAUAGUUUAAAAUACAGUUUGUAAAUAUCUCAAAGGACUAGGAGUCAUAGCUUUUUGUUUUCCUUCUGAGAAUAAUGUUGAUCAGAGACACCAGCUGUUUUGCUUUUUAUUGCUCUGUGAGAAAUCCAAGGGUUAUAUGUUUUGUUGUUAGGUUAGCUAAACUCAGAAAUUGAAAAAGGAAGGACUGGAUAAACACUGGAUUUGCAGUAAGAAAACAACCCCAGUCUUGUUUUAGCAGCGACUUGUUCAGGAGUCAGGGGGGUUGUCGGGGUGGUGGGGGGAGGUGGGGGAAGAGCAUGUGCUUUUAAAGGUAGAACAAACCCUCUUCUGUGUUAAAUCAAAAGGAUGGUCAAAAUCCACAAGGGCAGAUGCUACUUAAGUUUAAAAAGAGCCCAUAGAUGCUACCAAAUCCUCUUGCGGCUGAAAAUCACUUCCUAUCUGCCUAGCUUUACUAACGGGUCUCUGUUUUCCAUCAUCUUUUCUGCAAAGUCUUGAUCAGUGUUUGUCCAGCUUCCAAAUUGGAAUGGUCAGUAUUGGGCCACUGCUAAGUUCUGUAGUCAAGAAAUGAAAAUAGAAUUUCAUGUUAGAGAUAUCUUUAUUCUCCCUCCAUCUGAAAAGGAGUUUCAAGGUCAAAUUACUUCUCAGUGCAAUAUUUAAAUGAUGAAAAUUUGAGAUCAAAACUCAAAUCCAAAAAGUGGUGGGGGAAAUAAAAGUCAACCAAAUGGCAAGCAGAAUUUAAGUGGACUCCCACUUGCAGAGGCUAAGUGGCAGUUGUGAAAAAAAUGUAUAUAUGAUGGGCCUCUCAGAGAGCAGAUCUCAAGAGUUCUUAAGUCAAGUUCGUUUUGAUUUCUUUGGAACCACUGCUGUGCUUUUUAAUAAUGCCUCAUUGUACUGUCAUUUUAAUACAUGCAGAUCAUGUAACCCCAAUUAAACCACAGCUUUUUUUUUUCCAGACGGAAGGAUUUUUCUUUCAAAUUCUCAUGCUGUAAAAAAAUUAAAAUCCAUACCAAAUACUUUUAAAAUUAAGAUUCUUGUAGGCUUUUAAAGGCACUUGUAUGUUGUUAGCUUACAUACCGGCUAGGUAGUGUUGUCAAAAAGAAGUAUGCCCAGGCUCCCUCGUGGCUGCUAGAAUUUUUUUCUUUCUCACAAUGGCUCUGGUUUGUAAUGUGGCCACCGGAAUCAUGGUUCCUUGUAUUAUCUUUCCACAGCCCUUAGUCCUGGCUCUGCUGUCAUAUUUAUAUUGAGUUGACCCUCUUAGUGACUGUCUAGUCUGAACCCCUCUUAGCAUUUAACUGUGAAACCUCAGAAAUUAGAAAGGAGAGGAGUAGGAUGGGUUUUUAAAAAAUUUAACACUUAUUAUGGCUUAAUAAUUUUUCCAGCACAACAACAAAAACGAGCAUACUUAACAAUACUCAGCAAAACAAAAUACAAAUGCAAAUCAUUUAAUGUGUUGGUGGCUCUAUUUUACCUGUAAGAAAAUGAUACAAACCACCUAGGGUAUUCUGAGGCCUGACAAAUCACCUUCAUGGAGAAAGGUGAUUCUUCUUUCAACCCAAGAAAAGGAAGAAGGAGAGGACAGGUCCAGUAGAAAACCCACCCCUUAAAUAAACAUAAAAUGUAAAAAGUUGGAAAAUUAAAAGGAAUGUCCCAUCUGGAAACUGAACUUUUUGUCUUUGAACUUGUGUUGGCACCAAGCCUCUUACACAGUGAGUUCAGUGACUAUCUGUUGGGACAAAUGAAAGAAGGAAAAAAUGUCUAACUCCCCAGCACCCAGGAGGGUGAUUUCUCUGGCCUCACACACACUGCUUCCUUCUUUACUUGCUCUCAUGCCAUUCCCUGAGGACAGCUACCACUGGGACCGGCUAUGCAUCAUGACGGAGUUCCUUGGACAUACUUUCUUAGUGGAGAUCCACAUGGAUCUGUAUAUGCCCUGCGGGGAGUGCCGAGGUCAGAGAGCAAAUGGCUAUAAAGGGCCCUUUCAAAAUGAACAUUUCCCUCAUAGAGGAAGGGGGAUUCUCUCAUCACGUAGAAAUCAAACCAACUUUAAAACUUCAUUUCACGUAUUUUUUUCAAUGGAGGUUAAAAAAAAAAAACGAAGCCCAGUUGUUGCUUAAAAGAGUUCCUCUUAACACGUUAGCACCGUUAGGAAGUCUGGCUUAAGCUGAGAGGCCAAUUUUAACGCUGUAUUGCUCUCAUAUUCUAAACACUAUUUCUCUUAAAGACUCUUAAGUCUGACACUAUAUGAGUUGUUGCCAGUGUGUGGGUUCAAACACAUCACUUGUUUUCUGUCCCCAGGGAGAGUGACUUGCUUUUAGCUUGGCUCCAAGUGUUUACAGUGUCAUGUUCAGUGGCAGGUUUACAAGAGGGAUCUAAGACUUGAAUGCAACUGGAGCAAUCUCAUAGAAAAUAGAGCUUUGUAGGAUGACGAUGGGCCUGUGAACCUUCGUUUUCCUCUUUUUUUUUUUGUAAAUGUCAAACUAAUUCGUUUUUGCUUUACCAGUAAAAUGCCCUCAGUAGAAUAAAAUUUAAAUUUGGGAAUUAUAGAGCUCGAUGAAUCCAUCAGUGAUUCUUUCAAGAGAAAUACACCUGUUUACCUAAAACAACCUAAGAUAUAUUAUUAAUUGUGGAAUUGGGUUGGAUGGGUUUUUAAGAACUAUUUUCUAAAUUCUUGACACAGUUUAAAGGGUGAAUUUUGAUCUGCGGUGCCGAACAGCCGUUCUAGAUUUACAUCAGAUUGGAUGACAAAGUGAUCUGUGACUUUGUUGGCAGGACUCCAUCUGCCAAAUGGAGUAAAGGAUCCAACAGGGUUUCCUAGAAAGGGCAUUAUUGUCUAAUGAAGGAAGCAGAAGGGCCCUGGACCAUUAGAAGCAGCUGCAUAAAAACUACCUGUUCUGGGCUUCCCUGGUGGCGCAGUGGUUGAGAGUCCGCCUGCCGAUGCAGGGGACACGGGUUCGUGCCCCGGUCCGGGAAGG
Messenger RNA from Physeter macrocephalus (sperm whale), 5132 nucleotides. RefSeq names its product pleckstrin homology like domain family A member 1 (gene PHLDA1). Gene Ontology annotation, molecular function: phosphatidylinositol phosphate binding. Lineage: Eukaryota; Metazoa; Chordata; Mammalia; Artiodactyla; Physeteridae. The record is from RefSeq and is a predicted model, not a curated record. Gene Ontology annotation, biological process: positive regulation of apoptotic process. The transcript is spliced from 2 exons. Gene Ontology annotation, cellular component: nucleus. The coding region runs from base 16 to 1125 and encodes 369 amino acids.